This is a messenger RNA of Eremothecium cymbalariae DBVPG#7215, 885 nucleotides long. RefSeq names its product Fig1p (gene FIG1). The record is from RefSeq and is a predicted model, not a curated record. Bases 1 to 885 code for a protein of 294 amino acids. Lineage: Eukaryota; Fungi; Ascomycota; Saccharomycetes; Saccharomycetales; Saccharomycetaceae. Gene Ontology annotation, cellular component: membrane; mating projection tip. Gene Ontology annotation, biological process: conjugation with cellular fusion. The transcript has a single exon.
AUGUUCGGAAUGGCUUGGUUUAUUAUUAAAAGGAUGCCAAGAAUUCUUGCAUUAAUGCUAAACUUUAUUUCAAUAUUCUUGAUGGUAUUUUUAUUAAUUGGGUGUUACAAUGAAGAACAACAGACAACCUUCCUGACUCGUUUCCAAUUCAACAAAGAAUCACCAAUGUAUUCCAUCAUUGAAAAUACAUUCAAGGGAAAAACGGAGACUGAAGGAUUAGAGAAUAUUAGGGUCAAAGCAGGAUACUUGGGAAUCUGUGUCAGCAAUUUGCCUCAAGCUUAUUCGCGUGAUCCUGUACUGUGUUUUGGACGUAAGAACGUUACAGCCUCUCCACUAUACGAACACUUGAACAUUAAAAUCUUCAACAUCCCAUCAAGAGAAAACGCUACACAACCUGAUACCACGAAUUUAAAUAUUUUAGAUUUGGCCCAUCUUUCUAUUGCCGAUGUCAUUCAUCCAUAUAUAUUGAUGCUCAACGUCAUUCUCUGCAUAUUAAUGUUCUUCUUAACACUCUAUACUGCAGUUCCAAAAUUGCCAUUUAAGAGGGCCCUAAAUUCUGCACUUUUGAUUAUCAGUCCAAUUUUAGUCGUGUUACUUUCAUUUGGCUCGAUGUGGAGCCAUGUAGCAAUAAGCGCCAGUAAGGCUUUCAUUCCAAAGGCAAGUAUGAACAUAAUAAAAAUUCAUAAAGGAAGAAAAUCAUCUUCAAUGGUCUGGUUCAGCUUCAUCUUCAUCCUUCUAAACUGUAUUAUCAUAUGGGCAAUAUACUUCCGUGAUAGAAAAAGCCCUGAAGAGGAAACAUCAGAGCAACGUGAGUAUAACAAAUAUUCCAAUAGCGAAUAUGGUAGAUAUAACGGUGACAGGUCCACCACAAGUACAAAAUAUUGA